GGGCUCUGGGCGGUGUUUCGAGCUGUAAAUCCGGCCCUUUCCCUUUGCCAUGGCGGAGAUUUUGGAGUUCCGUGUCCCAGUUGGGCACGAUCGGACCCUGCUUGUCUUGGGGCUGGAGACAGACGCAGCGGAGCACGCUCUGUAUUUAGCAUUCUCUGCCUUUGGGCCGCUCUACUCUGUGAGGCUUCACAGAAAUGCUGCAGUCGCCGGGCCUGGCUAUAAUGCUCUUAUCAAGUACUACUCUGCUAGAGAUGCUGGCAGAGCUCAACGUGCAUGCAACCAGCAACCGCUGUUUCAGAAAUCACCUUUGAAGGUUUGCAUCUGUACCAGACAGAGGCUCUUUCCACAGAACAGCCACAAAUGCCAGGAAUUGGCCAAUCACUACCUUGGUUUCAAUGGCUGGUCCAGUCGCAUCGUCAUGCUCCAGGAUAUCUCUGGCUUUGAAGAGGAGGAGAAGAAUGAAGAGGAAGGAGCAAAGAAGGAGCCAGGGAGCCAGUGCUGGAAGUAUCUCUGUGUUCAAGAACUAACUAUUCCACAACAUGGCAUCUGCACCAGAGGGGUUGGAGUGGCCGAGGCUCCUGUAGACCCUAGCUGAGAGUUUCUCACGGCCAUGCGCAGUGUUCAGAAGCUUGCAGCGCAAAAAGCACUCUCGGAUGCAUUUCAGAAGAUUCUGCUUGUAGUUCUAGAGAACAGGAAGGUGGCCGUGGAGUUCAGCUGUUCCCAAGAGAGCCUUGUGGACUGCUUAACAGAUGAAGAACUCCAGGGGCUUCUUCAGGUGACUGACUUGUCCUCUUCACAGUUGAAUCCUGAAGCAGAAGAGGAGAUCUUGUCUGACGUCAGCAUAGAUGGAGACUAGCUGCAGAGAGUGUCUUCACGUUAGAUGGGGAGGAGGUUUGUCUGACCUUUGCGUCUAGUUUUCCUCUCUGUGCUGCUUAAGUGCAGCUGUCUCAGCAAAUGUCAUCAUUUGGAAGCUGAUUCCAUUGUUUUCCUAAAAUUUGCACCCAGAUCCAUUGAAAUGGCACCUCCCUACCUGAUAGUUUUAACUCUUCCAUAAUGGCCUUUUUAUAUUUGUGAAGGUUGUGUACAGAUGUGUUCCACCGUAUUUUUAUUUUCUAAUACUUUUGUCAUUAAAAAAAUUAUUUUUGUGAUUCUUUUCCUAUAUGAAGGGAGUCGAUUUCUCUAAAUAAACAUCAUGUAAGCUUU
Eublepharis macularius is the source of this 1203-nucleotide messenger RNA. It is a transcript of the gene RDM1, whose product is annotated as RAD52 motif containing 1. Gene Ontology annotation, cellular component: nucleolus. Gene Ontology annotation, molecular function: RNA binding. NCBI's taxonomy places the organism in Eukaryota, Metazoa, Chordata, Lepidosauria, Squamata, Eublepharidae. The record is from RefSeq and is a predicted model, not a curated record.